Clupea harengus (Atlantic herring) is the source of this 2898-nucleotide messenger RNA. It is a transcript of the gene pm20d1.2, whose product is annotated as peptidase M20 domain containing 1, tandem duplicate 2. Gene Ontology annotation, molecular function: hydrolase activity, acting on carbon-nitrogen (but not peptide) bonds, in linear amides; metallocarboxypeptidase activity. The record is from RefSeq and is a predicted model, not a curated record. Lineage: Eukaryota; Metazoa; Chordata; Actinopteri; Clupeiformes; Clupeidae. Gene Ontology annotation, biological process: lipid metabolic process; amino acid metabolic process.
GUCCACUCGUCUAGUAAACAAUUUUCUGUCAUUCAGAAUCGAAAAAUGUCGGGCCAAAGCGUGAGGCUGCGAAUCACCAAGCUUUUGAAAGUUGUGAUCUUAAGUUUAUUGUUCGUCAUCACUGUCCUAAUUCUUGUGGCUACGGUUAGGACGAUUUCGUUAGAUGUGAAUACGGGGUUGAAACUGGCACGAUGGGAGAGGACCGAACACGUCCCCCCCAAUAUAACCAGUGAAUAUAGACAGCGGCUCGUUUCCAAUUUCAAAGAGGCGAUUCGGAUACCCACCGUAUCGUAUUCGGAAACUGAGCUCAACACUACUGCACUGCGAGAGUUCUAUGGGCUGAUGAGAAAAGCUUUCCCUAUAUUGUUUUCCUCAAAUGUGGUCUCGCAUGAAGUCGUUGGAGUCUACAGCCACCUUUUCUGGGUGCCUGGGACUGACCUUUCCCUGUUACCAUACAUGCUACUUGCCCAUAUUGACGUUGUACCAGCCAAUGAGAGUGAUGGCUGGGAUGCACCUCCUUUCUCUGCCAAAGAGAUUGAUGGCUUCAUCUAUGGCAGAGGGACCAUUGAUAAUAAGCAAUCUGUUAUGGGAAUUCUAGAGGCACUGGAAUUCCUGCUAGCGAGAGAUUACAUGCCACGACGAGGCUUCUACGUCGGCCUGGGACAUGACGAAGAGGUGAAUGGCCUCAAUGGCGCAGUGAACAUUGUGAACGCCUUGAAGGAGCGAGGAGUUGGGCUGGAGUUUGUGCUGGAUGAGGGCCUGGCUGUGCUGGAUGGCAUCAUCAGUGGCCUACAUGGACCUGCAGCUCUGAUUGGAAUCAGUGAGAAGGGCCAAGCCACAGUGAAGCUCAGCGUCACUGCCCCUCCUGGCCACUCCUCCAUGCCUCCAGCAGAGGGCAGUAUUGGCAUCCUUGCCUCUGCCAUCAAACGGCUAGAAGAUAACCCAAUGCCCAGACUCUUUGGCUUAGGUCCUGAACGGGGAACAUUUGAGCAUCUGGCUCACAGUUUUGGCCUUCCCCUCAGAUUUAUCAUGUCCAAUCUGUGGCUGUUUACCCCACUCCUGAGCAGAGUAAUGGAGAGAAGACCUGAUACAAAUGCCUUUGUACGAACAACAACAGCCAUUACCAUGUUUAAUUCAGGCGUGAAGGUUAAUGUUCUCCCUUCUUAUGCUGAGGCCAUUGUGAACUUCCGCAUUCACUCAGCACAGACUUUGAAAGAGGUGCUGGACCUAAUUGAGGCCUCAGUGGCGGAUGAAAGAGUUAAGAUAGACCUCUUGAAUGGGUUUGACCCAUUGCCCGUCAGCGACUACACCGACAAAGCAUUUGGGUACCAGGUCAUCAAGAAAACAGUGCUGGACAUGUUCCCACAUGUGGCCAUAGCUCCAGGAAUUUGUGUGGGAAACACUGAUAGCAGACACUACACUGAGUUGACCAAAGAUAUCUAUCGCUUUGCUCCGACAUGGUUCAAGCCAGGUGACCCUCAGAGGUUUCAUGGUGUGAAUGAGAGGAUAUCCAUUAAGAACUAUGAGGAGCUUGUUGUGUUCUACAUCAAACUCUUCCAAAACUGUGACAUCAGAGAUCUCCCAUCCCCUCAUGAUGAUGGACACGAGCUUUAAGAGUGCUGUUGGCAUCCUUCCAUGACCUCAGCAUCGCCCUUUUAUUUUCACAAUCAAGACACAGUAAGCUCUAGGAUAUUGAUAUUCUUCAGUUAUGGACAUUUCAUUCAUUACAACCACUUACUUGCAUGAUAAACAUUUUCUACUGUAUGUCAGUGUUUGAAGAUCAGUUGGUAGUCUGUCUGUGGUGGCCUCCUAACUACACAAAAACACAUUGUGUGUCCUCCUGUAAUCUGUGCUCUUUAUUUUUCAUAAUGCUGGAAUUGAAUGUAACACAUUUCAGAUACGGUACUUGCAAAGCAAUAUUGGGUAAUCCAGGUGGAGUUGGUGAAAGUCCUUCCUUUUUACCGACUGAAGGCUUGAAACCUGUCUUGAAUUUAAUUCAGUGUUUUCCUAUACAAGUAGUUGAUGUAAAGUUUAAAAAACAAACAAAAACAAAACAUGGAACAAGGACCAUACUCAUACUUCUCUACUUAAUUCUGAUAUUUGACAUGAUGGUAGAAUGGCUCAAUGGAUAUUCAUUCUGAUCCAACUUGUGAGUGUGAAGAAGUAGAUGAGACGCUAUUACUGACAGUUCCUAAUGCAGAUCAUUAGAUUGAGUGAGCGACUUAGAUCAACACAAGAUGAAUUGAGACUUCUAUUCCUACUGAAAAGGCCAGUUCUAUACGGUAAAUGUAUGAUUGUUUCUGUGAAGAGUGAAAUCUGCUUUAGGCCAGAGUGAUUCUAGAAAAGUAUUGGAGAAAUGCAGCCCUCUAAUCUAUGUGCUGUUUGAGAGGAGUGAUGAGUGAUUUGUUUUUAAUUGUUUUUUUUUUGCUGCUGGAACAGGGGGGUAUUCCAGGUAUGUGGUGUAGUGACAAUUGUGGAUCAGUUAACUCAGAGGAAGUGGUAAACCUCCUAAUAGAAGAGCCCUAUGGCUUCAUUCUAUUAGCAAAACAAAGCCAUACGGCUCUUCUAUUAGAAAGUUUACCAUUUACUCUGAGUUAACUUACCCAUGUUUGUCACUACAUCACGUACUUGAAAUAUCCUCCAGCUGUCUCAGGUUGAAAGUUUAAUAUAUAUUGUUAUAAUUUGUUUUCUUGAAUGUAUUAAGUUGAUUGUACAGGCAGUAUUAUAAUGUGUUUACAAACCCCCAUGUUGGCUGUUGAUCACCUUUACUUUGAAUGCUAAACUCAACCAUCAUUUAAAAUGUGUUGUAUGUAUCUGUUGCAGAACAGUAAAUCAAUUUUUUUUAAUUGACUUCAGUUUUACCAUUUGAAAAAUAAAUUAAAAAAUCUAAUGAAAAAA